AUGGAUAUUAGCGCGGAGGAGUUCGUGAACAGGAUACUGACGAAGGAAGCGAGCGAGCAGCCGUCGGACACAAAAAGGCCAGAAGACAUAGAGAUGGAGCUACCCGAAUGGUUCAGCGAGAAGAAAUACAAUCAGGGCCGCCGCUUCUAUUGGGACAACUGCUUCGCGAUAACGUCAUCGAUGCUGCUCGGUCUCGUGGCGGUAUUCGCUGUGCCCUCUAUCCUCAGGGUGCUGAUCAGCUCGCGCCGUUCCAGCACCGUGUACACCGCGUACAGGAGAUACCUCUCGACUGUCCUCCACACGGUGUCCUGGUUCGAGAACGAUCUGAAACCGGGCAGCAGUUCGUGGCGCUCGUUGUACACAGUGCGGGCGAGGCACGUGCGCGCCGGCCUCGCCGCGAAGGCCAAGGGCGUGGGCACAGUGUCCCAGCGGGACCUGGCCCUCACGCAGUUCGGCUUCCUCGGCUUCGCGGUCCUCAAGCCGGACAAGUUCGGCAUAACGCAAAUGCAGCCGGGCGACUGGGACGCGUACGUGCACUUCUGGCGCACGAUCGGCCACAUGAUCGGCCUGGAGGAUAGGUACAACAUCUGUCGCGAUAGCUUCGAGGAGACCCGGCGCGUGUGCCGCGUGCUGCUCGACCGGGUGUUCGCGCCGUGCCUGAACAGCGUGCCGGAGUACUUCGAGCACAUGGCGCACGUGAUGCUGGACGGCAUGUGGUGCGUGAACCCGACGGUGAACUGCGACGCGCUGCUGUACUGGACCCGCCACCUGGCGGAGGUGCCGGGCUACGUCUACACGGAGGCGGAGCGCGGCCUCUUCCAGAGGACGCUGCGCGAGCGAAUGCGCGGCCAGCCCGAGGACGUGGGUUUCGAUUCUGCAGCGUUGAUACAGAAAGCUGCUUUGGAAGGAUUAUCUGGACAACCUAAGCGGUUGCUCUAUUUAAGGGACUACGAUACAAUAGAAACCGUCCCCGAAUACAAGAGGCUGAGUUUCGCGGCGAAAUACAAGCUCUCUUUAAACAACUUCUUAGUCGGCUUCUAUACGACGUACAUCGGCAGACUGUACUUAAAUUUGAAUUUCCUAUUCAGUAUAAUACUCAUGAAAUACUUCCCGUACCUCGCCUUCUUCAGGUUCGGCAUCAAAGCGUCCUUCGUGAACAUUUUCACCGAGGACCCCAUCGACAACACCGAACCGAAACCAAAUUCCGAGUACUACAAGCCUUUGCCGCCAAGUACUUGGUACUCGGAUUUGGCAUCUGUCCUUUUU
Iphiclides podalirius (scarce swallowtail) is the source of this 1266-nucleotide messenger RNA. NCBI's taxonomy places the organism in Eukaryota, Metazoa, Arthropoda, Insecta, Lepidoptera, Papilionidae. The record is from the annotation of a GenBank genome assembly.